CGCACGCUGCUGGCUCCAGUCGUCGUCGGCGUCGUCCUGCUCCCUCCCGGCCGCCUAGCUCUGUCUCUCUCUCUCUCUGCUCGGUGCUGCCGCUGGCCCCCUUCUCCCCCCAAGGAAGGAAGCUGCGCAGGAUCCGACCCCACCGUGCCCAGCCCGCCGGGAGACGCCGACGGAGGAUCCGGCAGGUUUGAUCUUCUUGCAGUCCACGGGACUCUCAAGAGUCUCCUCCAGCACCAUAAUUCAAAAGCAUCAAUUCUUCGGCGAUCAGCCUUCUUUAUGGUCCAGCUCUCACUUCCAUACAUCACUACUGGGAAAACCAUAGCUUUAACUAUACGGACCUUUGUCGGCAAGGAGAAUCCUGUUCUGGAACCUGAAGGCUGAAUUUUUGGGAUCCCACAUCUAGGAUCUAGCUCGGCUGUUUCAUAAGGACGGAUUUGUUAAGGUUAGCUCAAGAUGGGAGACCAGAGGCAACGCUCAUUGUCUACGUCUGGGGAAUCAUUGUACCAUGUUCUAGGACUGGACAAGAACGCCACCUCAGAUGAUAUUAAAAAGUCAUACAGGAAACUUGCGUUAAAAUAUCACCCUGAUAAGAACCCAGAUAAUCCAGAAGCUGCAGAGAAAUUUAAAGAAAUCAACAAUGCACACGCGAUAUUAACUGAUGCUACAAAACGAAAUAUUUAUGAUAAGUAUGGCUCCUUGGGUCUGUAUGUAGCAGAGCAGUUUGGAGAGGAGAACGUGAACACGUACUUUGUGCUAUCCAGCUGGUGGGCAAAGGCGCUGUUUGUAUUCUGUGGACUCAUCACGGGCUGCUACUGCUGUUGCUGUCUCUGCUGUUGCUGUAACUGUUGCUGUGGAAAGUGUAAACCGAAACCCCCUGAAGGUGAAGAGCAGGAAUACUAUGUCUCCCCUGAAGACUUGGAGGCACAGCUACAGUCAGAUGAGAGGGACACCUCAGAUACACCUAUUGUGAUACAGCCAGUCUCAGAGACCACCCAGCUCACAGCGGACUCCCACCCCAGCUACCAUACCGAUGGAUUUAACUAAGUUAAGGAAGCACUGUUAACUAGAAUGGAUAAGAAUAAAUAAUAUGGCCAAUCCAGCACUAGAAUCAUGGACAUUAGAUAAUAGAGUACGGGGAAGGGAGACGUCCUGCCACAAGGAGGGCCGCCUCCAACCUGCUGAGAAUAUUUUGUAAUCCCUUCGCCUUUUGUCACCUUCAGUGUCGUAUCUUGAUGAUACAUGGAUGAUACUGUAGCAUGCAGUAUUUAAAGCAGUUUAGCUUUUGGUCUUAUUUUGUUUCCUUUUUUAAAAAAGAAAAAAAAUUAGCAUGUGUGGAGUUUAUGUUAUAAAUGUCUUUGUGUUGUAAUGUAUUGAGGAGUUAUCACAACGAGUGUGAUGGAUACAUUCUGCAUUUUAAGCAGCGAUACCAGCCAAAAAACAAUGAGAGAAUUUAAAUCUGCCACAGAAGCCCCCACACUUCCAUACAGUUGAGCUACGAACGUCACUUGAAGGCAGCUGUUGAUCAUCCACUUGAUAGCAACUAAGAUUUCCAGUAUACCCCGACUGCCCCUUUGCUCCUAACACCCCUGUGUCAAGAGCUAACCUUGAAAAUGGCUGAUGUUGCAUGGAAGGGAUUUUUUUUAAAAGGAAAAAAAUACUCCCUGCACAUCUGUUUCAUCUUCUGAGUGUCAGUGGCUUUAUAGUUAAGAUGUUCUUGUAUAGGAGAGGGCCAAAAUGUGGGUUUUGCUAUAAAACCAGAUGUUACUUGAAUUAUCUCAAAUUAAAGUGCACACUAGUUUUGUUUGAAUUUAAUCAUUCCCCUGCACUAUUUAUGAUCAGUUAUUGCCAUUUUUUUUACUUGUGCAUGAACAUGGAAAACAGAAACUUAUGUAUGCUCUCACUGUCGCGUUUGAAUGAAGUCUAAGCAAAUAAAUAGCCAAGAGCAAAGUUUAGAUUUCUGUUGUUUGAAUAUGCAUUGCUUUUUACAUUUUUACAAGCACCUCUUAAAGAAAACUAAGGCCACUUUACACAUUAUGCAUUCUAGGUAUACGUCUAAGAGUACUUUUAAAAAAUAUCUCUAGUAUAAAUGCUGCAGGUAUACUUAUCAAGGGACAGAGAUUGGCUGUGGCUCCCUUUUGAGUGUUCACUGGGUGGCAAGCUUCAGUUUGCUGCUAUGUGAUGUAGGAAACAGAUCUAAGCUGAUUGGCUCAGCAGACAAAACGCUGCGUUUUGGAGCUGAGACAUCCAAGUAUAGCUACAGCCAUGUGGCUUCCUAGCACAAAUUUGAUUGCCUCUGUUCUACCUUGCUAAAAUGGGAUCAAUAAGUCUGAUCUGCUCUAACCAGUGUGCAGUGCUUUACAAAAUCGAAGCACUGCAUGGUUGUUUAAUUAGUAUUGCUGAAUGGUUGUCAAAUAACUAAUCACAUCUGUUUCCUUGUAUGUGGACCCGUGAAAUGAUUUGCACGUGUUCUUUUUAAAGAUAAUGUUUAUUUCGUUUGGGGUUUCCCUUACUUCCCUUCAUUGAUAACUUUGUGAUGGAUAUUCUGGAACGGUUUCCCUCUCUACGGUGGAAUAAAAAUUAUGAAUGGAAAUUGUGUGUGUGUGUGUGUGUGUGUGUGUGUGUGUGUGAAUGUGGUGGGUAUCAUGAGGCUUCAUUAGGUAUCUUAGCAUCUUCUCUGCUAUUGUUUGUUCAGUCUCAUUUUAGAAAAUGUUCGAUCCACUUAAAAAAUGUGUCACCCAGAGACACUGAUGCUUUAGAGUUUCAGAGCUCAGAUCAGUCUUCCUUCUGUUCCCUUUCUCUCUCCCCCCCCCCAAUUUUGUCUCUCCUCCUCCUCCUUUUUGGAAUUAACUGUGGCUGUCUCUAUGUACACACCAUUCUGAGGUGGUACCAUUUCAGAUUGCAAGUGGGAGAUGCCAAUAUGAAUAUUCCCCAGGGCAUGUGGAGAAAAGCAAAGUCAAUGCAAAUAGAAAAAUUAACACACAAGGAAAAGUGAGUCUCAUUCAGCCCUUUGCCUGUUGGACAAGUUUAUUGGGGAGCAUUGUAGAAAUGUCUUCCCUUGUCUGCAGUCUGAAAUAGUGCAGUUGGGCUCUGCCAGCACCUCCUCAGCAUCCCACAGUCUCGUAAUGCAGAUUGUGUGGGAUGAGGCCUGACUUUGUUCUACAUGUGUUCUGCUUCCCCACAAGCAGGGUUUGCUUUCUUUGCAGGACUUCGUCUUCCCUACACCUGACCUGAAAUCUGUACUAAAGGAAAGAUCUUUGAAAGCUUCUUAACCAUAUGGACCAAAAGAGUCUUUUGAAAGCCAAGCCAGCUCUUUUCUUUCCUCCCCUGCCCUCUCCAGUCUUCUUCAAAGGUGCCCAAUAUGACAUGUUCUCUUUACUUAGGCUAGGCAGAAGGGCAGUUCUUUACAUUUGGAUGAGCUAACACAUUACUAACACUCGUUUUGAUAUUACACCCUUAGUUUUCGGAUAAAUACUCUGGACAGCUCAGUACUUUAAUAUUCCUUGAAUCCAUCUGCAUGAUUCAAAGUUAAUAUAUUUCAGACUUGUAUCUCUAGGCAAAAACAGGCUUAUCAUGCAUUCCUAAUGCCUGCCACUGGAUUUUACUCAACGUCCCACACACAGAGAUUUACAUAUCUAGACUUGAAAGCCUCAUCCAUCUUGUUGAGGGUUACAUGGAGGGUAUAAUAUGGAGAAUUUAUAGGUGACAGAGUUCUUUGCCUAAAAGUAAAGAAUGAUCUCAGCUGCGCUCCUGCUGCCCGGCUUCAGUCUUGAUUUUAACAUAACUAAAAUUGACCAUGUUGGACUGAUUUCAUGACCUAACAACAUUGGCGCUCCAGAGCAAAGCAUCUAGUGAAGAACUUGGGCCAUGAUCCGGUUAUUACAAACAUGUAAUAACCCCUAAACAGUUUGCUGCCACUGGAAACAAGCUGCUUCAAUCUCUAGCAUAGUUAAUUGUUUUAAUACAGUUUCAAGGCACUUUCCCCCUCCCUUCUCCUUCUCAGUCUUGGAGUUCAGAGUAUUGCUAUUUGUGUUGAUUUAAAGUAGAUCAAUUUAUUAAUCAUUUUGCUGUUGGGCAAUGAUUUCCAUAAUCAUUCCAGUAGCAAUUUGGGUGUAAAGCUGUAGUACUUCCUGUGUUUUCUUAGGCCACUGUGUCCUUUAGAUUUGCAUCCAUCUGAAGCUUGUUCUAAAUAUCCAUUAACUGCUAAGCUAAAAUGCCAGGAUGAAGGUGCUUCACAUAGUCUUAAAACACAGUCUCUGCUCUCUGCUCCUAACCUUGUGUUGCUGCACACAGGGAACAGGGGCUCUUUCAAAGUCUGCUUGCUGUUUGAUCUAAAGGAAAGUUUCUAAUUCUAAUUUCUAAUAGCUCUAUCUUCAACUAAAAUUCAGCAAACAAAGCUGAAAAUUAUUUGAGAGGAGUUUCACCUUCCAUUGCAUUUGUGUGCUUGCUGUAAGUCUUCUUGUUUCUGCCUCUGGACAAACAGGACUUGAGGGUUUUUGAGACCAUACCAAAGUCAUUUAAUAGAAGGUGAGAGUGGGGAGUGAGCAUACAUGAUGCUGAGUGUGAGCCACCUUUCAAGCUACCUUUAAAAUUUCUGGAACAAAACCCACAUCCAUCUAUCUUCAGUCUUAUUUAUCAAGUCCACUACCUCAUCCCCUUACAGCAGUUUUCCUUUAGACUGCCAUGGCUCACCCUUUUUCAUUUUUUUCAAACUCAUAUUAUGUUGUUAGAAGACUUGCAGAAGGUUGUCCAUUAGUCCCAUUUAGCUGUGUCAAAACCAGUGGAUCCAGCCAAUUAAAGUGAGUUCCACGCGGCUUUGUGAUAGGCAUAUAUAAUGCCCCAAGCCCAGAAGUACCUGCUUCGCUUUGCAUGGUGGCCAAACCACACCCUAGCUCUGGCUCUUUGGCUCAAUUCAGCUCCCAGGGACUUGAAUAUUCAUUUGGAGCUAGUGAGAAUGAAGAGAGAAAUGAAAAAUGGGCAAUGAACUUUUCAAAAGUCCAUUGGCACUGGCUUACAUGAAGAACGUUCACUGCCAAUGCAUAUGAAACUUUUGCACCAUUUUUCUAUGCUUAAAUGUGUUGCCAGCAAAUUAAAUUAGUGUGUUCAUUUUUACUUUAAGUGAUGCUAGCUUUCCCAAGCAUCUUCAUGAGCCUGCCCAUUUUGCUCUCAGAUUGUAUUCGGGGAGCUGGCUGUGUUAGCAACUCCUAACAUAACAUGUUCAUACUGCCCAGUCGUCAGACUACUUGUGCAGAGUCAGGGAGGAUCUGUCCAGCUUCCUGUGGUACGGAAAGAGCUUUGAGGGCUGCCGUUUUGAUUACCUGGGAGAUGCAAUUUGGGGCUAAUGCAACCUGAGGAAGGUUGGUAGUUUGCUGGUUGGACUUCCAAGCUUCUUACUAAAUCAUGCCAAGCCACAGGCUUGCAUCCGGAAACUUGCUUUGAGCGCUGAUUCUACACCCCUUUCCCAACACAGGAGUGACCCUGGAAGGCUUUCCCGUGUCUGAAAAUGUAUCAUGGAUGCACUGAUUAGAUAUAACUGCCGUGGAGAAGGCACACUGUUCUCAGAGUUACUAAGAACCAGAUGUUACGUUUUCAGACACCAAAGUGCCAAGUCCUGAUGUGUUCAGGAAAAGUGUCGCUUGGGAAACUGGUCUUAAUUUGUUCUACAUUCCAGAUGAGCUCCAAAUCCCCUCAGCAGCAGCUGCUGUUGAAGUGAUAAAAAAUAAAAAUAAAAGAAGUUGUUUGGUGCAAUGAGCAAUGCAGUCAUCCUUUGUUUGGAGAGCCAGGGGGCAUUGUACCUACGAAUGCUAAAUAAAUUUCACAGGCUGUGUAUGUAUGAAUCUGUUGUUUUUAUCUGUAUAUACAUGUAUAUAUAAAACAUUUACGUAAACAUCCUUGCAGCACUUGUGGGUAGAUUUCUGCCAUUUCUGAUGUUACCAAGAGCUUUUUUCUUUCAGCUUAGUAACUUCCAAAAAUUGAUUCUCUCCACCCCCCCUUUUCUUAUAGCCCUCGUAGUAGUCAAUAAAAAGUGAUGCUCCAUAACAUUUCAUUGUGUAGUGACCUAUUAGAAGAGCACCCCUCCCAAGCUUAUUCAAUGGCAGAGUUUCACAUUAUGUUCUCAGUGGUGGGGUGGUGUUGCUGGGUGGAGUGGGGUCUGCUGUUCAAUCAGCAACCUUUGUGGCAGUUUUUACCUACGUUACAGGUGGAGGUGGGCACUGUGCCCUGAUUCUAGGAGCCUCCUGCAGCAAUUGGGGCUCCUGCAAACAAACACAUCAAGAACGGACAGCAAAUGCAUGUUGGCUUGAUUCAAAGAGAAGGCAGCAAUAUCCUGAGAGGCAAAGAGUUGUUUCUGGUAUGGUUGUCAUGGGUUGAAGUGGGGAAAAGGUGGCUUCUGAAAUAGUUUCAGGGCAUGGCUAAAAAUUAGAUGCCUCUAAGCUGUUUCAGGAGGCAGCGUAUUUAACAAAGUGGGGCAUAGCAUGGGAAAUCGUAGGAUGAGUGCUUGCAUUGCCAUGGUUCUUUUCUGCUGGUAAUUCAGCUUUGACUGUUAAGGAGAUGAGUCGAUGUGAUUGUCUAAAGCAGGAGUUGGCAACCUGCGGACCAUGGGCCACAAGUGGCCCACAGGGUCGUUUAAAUGGCCCACGAGCCGCCCCUGAGUCCCCGCGCGCUGUGCUAAACUGGCGCAGCACGGAGCGAGGACUUGCUUCCGUGGUGCCAGAAAUCACGUCUGCACAGACGCAAACACCGGAAAACGCACCUGUGCAUACGCAGACACUGGAAAUCACAUCUGCGCAGACGUGAUCCGGCCUACGGAGCAAUCUCCACGGGAGUGAACUGGCCCAGGCAAUGUAAACCUUGCCAACCCCUGGUCUAAAGACCCCAAAACUAGGCAUGGCAGAGACAGCCUCCCCCCCCUUCCCUGUUGGAGGAGGAAGACAGGGACCCUUCCUGUCUUUCCAUUGUUUCUUUACCUCUUCCCGCAGUCCCAAUGCCUAAUUAUUAGACUCUAAUCUGCAGGCCAACAAUAACACUUGACAUUUGAUUUUUGGUAUUUCGCUGGAGGCAAACCAACCCAAAUUGUUUAAUUGCACAGCGCAAGACCUGCAGCUUAUUUCCGUUUCGAUGUUUUGACUCGGCGAUCUUGUUUUACUUUUUGGUACGCCUGUGUGUUGUGUGUCAAUGGGUGGGCUGUGUGUGUAUGUAAUGAACCUGGAGAUUUGCCAAGCUGCAAAAGCUGUAGAAGUUGCGUUUUCCACAUUAGUUGUGUGGGUGUAUGUGUGUGUUGCGUCGUUCAGCUACUGCUGGUGUUCUAUUAAUUUUUGUAUCAUCAUCUCCUGCUGCUGCCCCUUCUCCUCUAUUGGGGAACAUGGUGUGUGUUUUUUGUUUUGUGUAGCUAUCGCUCUAUUCAAGGCAGCCACUUCUUGCAUAUGAGUUAAAAAAAAGUUCGGAUGAGCUGUGGCCCAGCCAGCCAUUGCUCCUUUCAUGCCGUUCCUUUCAGUGAAGGUUUGCAAGCCCCAUUGAAAUGAACCAUGGCUCCAGAAAGCAAAGUUUGGUAGAUUCCAUCAUUCACUUAACUGUUGAUUUUUUAGUAAGAUUUAUUGUGGCCUCUCCUGAAGUCUCUGUGACCUGAUGAAGAUGUAUCAAGAGUCCCAUAUUGCACUUGUACUUGCUGGAGAAAAGGGGAAAUCCAGAUUUUUUUUUUAAUUAAGAAAAAUGUUAGUUGUAAAGAACAAUCAGAAAGUAUAAAUGCAUUUGAAAAGCAAUUAUAUAUAUAUACAUAUACAUAGAAAAUAUAUAUAUAUAUUUUGUUAUGUUACUUAAAGGGUCAUCCUUUAAAUUGUAUGUAAGUAGCUGUGGCUGUCCGAAGUUUGUGGAUUGUUAACACUCGCAAAUACUGAGCUCCUGUACAUACCUACAGUUCAAGCAGAAGGAAUUUAUUUUAUGUUUUAGCAUGUAAUUUAUGUAUUGUAUGUCUGAAUAGGAACAUAAAAUUGAAAAAAUAAAGACUGCUAAAUUAUCAGAAA
This is a messenger RNA of Zootoca vivipara (common lizard), 8015 nucleotides long. NCBI's taxonomy places the organism in Eukaryota, Metazoa, Chordata, Lepidosauria, Squamata, Lacertidae. The record is from RefSeq and is a predicted model, not a curated record.